Messenger RNA from Acromyrmex echinatior (Panamanian leafcutter ant), 7318 nucleotides. RefSeq lists its product as uncharacterized. Gene Ontology annotation, molecular function: protein binding. Lineage: Eukaryota; Metazoa; Arthropoda; Insecta; Hymenoptera; Formicidae. Gene Ontology annotation, cellular component: nucleus. Gene Ontology annotation, biological process: regulation of gene expression. The record is from RefSeq and is a predicted model, not a curated record.
AUGCAGAAAGUAGGAAUUGCGCUUGAUCGCGGUAUAUCGAAAUUCGAAGCCAAGCACCUUCGCAGCGUGCACUGCGUGCAUAUUGGUCUGACCAACAGCAAGCGUUGGCUCUCGCUUAGAAGACGCCUAGGUUUCACGGCGGAUGAUGAUGUCGCGGUGUACUUGCUGGACCUCGCAGAGUCUACCACCACCGCCGCCGCCGCCACCAUCACCACCGCCACGACUACCACAACCACAACCACUACUAGGUUAACUAGGCAACAGGGUAAAUGCAAUGGAGCAGAGAACUGGAAGAGGAAACAUAGCGAUCAGGAUGAGGAAGCUGUCGGGACUGAAAGCUUGGAUAAGGAAGAACCUGUUCUCACGAAAGUGAGUUCAACGAAACAAGAUUCUGCGUCGAACAAGAUCCUACUUGAUGCUCCUGCCCCUGUGAUAAGUGAGAAUGUAUCAGAGGUGUCGGACGAUGCAAUCAAGUUGCACUUGCGACGUAGUUCGAGGUCGAAGCACCACAAGAACAAGACGAAGCAUCGCAAGGAUAAGCGGAAAAAACGGCGACACUUGAAGAACGGCAUUCAAGAUAAUGGUUCUAUUCAACUAGACAGGUUUGAAUGUAUCAGCGAAAAUACACCAGAUCUGCGAAACAAUUCGGCAGCAAACAGAGAUUCGAGUAAUCACGAGAUCACCGUAAUCAGUGAAUUAGAUCCUAAAUUAACAUUAGAUGUAGAAAACUUGGGAAUUGAUACAAAACAAGUUAAACCCCCUACGACCAAGACUGAUCACGUAGAUAGCAUUAGAAUUCGAAACGAUGUAAAUAGUACAACCAACAGCGACACCAGGUGCGAGGAAAACGUAAUCGGUGUACCUGGGGAUUCGCAUGAGGAUACCUUUGAGAAUAAUAUUAUUACUAAGCUGCAUUUUGCCGAUACAACAACAACAACAACAACGUCUCUUCCAAAGCAUGGAUACAACACUGAGAAUGUGAACAAGACAAACGUAAAAUAUUUACUGCAUCCCAGUGUCGACGAAACCAGUGCAAUCGAGACACUUGCUGCCGACGCACCUGAGAAGGAAGACGAGGCCAAAUCGAUGUGUUGCGUGGAAUCGCACGAAUACAAGGACGUAACAUCCAACAAUUGCGAAGACGCGGAGAAUCGUAAAUUGGAGAAUCGUAAAAGGAGACGGAAACGUCCGCGUCACGAUGUGCAAAUUCAAGAGAAGAAUCUUUCGGAAAAUAAUGCUUUAGACGAGCCGACGGUGUUUAAACACCGGCGAAAAAAGCACAAGCAUACGAACGAGCACAAAAGCAAAAAGCAUCACGAUGUACGAAAAGCGCCGCAAGACGGCAUCGUCAAACAGGAGGAGGCACGAAACGCGUGUCCAUCGGAGGCGGCCGAACUGUUAUCUUCGACGGCAGAAACCCGAUCUUCUGGCAGGAUCGCCGAGGAUGCGGAAACGCGGAACAGUCGCAGCCCCGAGGGUAUCAUCGAUAGUACCGACGAUAUCGCGUCCGAGCCACAAAGACUCGCGAUCAAGAUCAAGCUUUGCCAGGAAUGCAACAGUCGUCAUUUGCAGGACGCCUGUCCUCUGACGACGUCACAGUACGCGAUAGCCGAUACCAUCUCUUAUGAAAAGUGGUUGAGCAGACAUAAGGAGAAUUCAGAGAUAAUGAAAGCCAUCGCAUCGGAGGAUCCAAUGUCGGAGGGUUAUGGCAGAUUAACGUACGAUGGCUUCGAGUCAGAUGACGAAUCUCCAAUGUCCAGCGAACAAUGCAAGGCCAAACCGAAGAUGCAGAGGGAGGAGAAACAGUUGGUAGUAGAGAUGGAUCGACCGCUAUACGCGAGAGAUUCUCUCCCGGAUUGCCUUGAAUUGAAAAUUGCAAAUACCGAUCACGGUCUCGGUAUCUAUGCCAAGAACCCGGUUCCAAUGUAUGCCAAGUUUGGUCCGCUUAUCGGCAUCUCGAUUAGAGAAAUGGACAUUCCGGAUGAUUUCUCUAUGCGCCAUAUUUGGGAGAUAGAUAAUAAUGGAAAGAGUACAUAUAUCAGUACUACGGAUCCAUUAAAAAGCAAUUGGAUUCGAUACAUUAGACCAGCUGAUACUAAAGAGAAGAGAAGUCUCGCGGUGAUUGCUAAGCAUGGCCAAUUAUAUUUCGUUGCAACUAAAAAUAUCGCAUUGGGAAUGGAGCUGACUUAUUGGGUAGAGUCGCAAUCUUCCACGUGGACGAGGAAGAACAAAAUCAAUAAAACGAAUUGUGGAGGAUGCAAUCUUAUUUUCGCACAUUCAAUAUAUUAUCGAUUGCAUUGCUGCAUUUUUCACGACAUGAAUUAUAGUUUAACGAUAAGAAAAUAUCAUUGCAAGGUUUGCGGCGCUACAGUGCUCGGCAAGGAUAAUAUUAUGAAACACGCAGCAGAGUUGCACGAGGGUCGCGGCGCAUACCAAUGUCAAUAUUGUAAAAAGUUUUUCUUAAGGCUGAAUUAUUUAGAAAUGCACCGAACUUACGGAUGCUCACAGAAUCCGCAUCGAGCGCGACCGUUAUGCGAUUUCUGCGGCCGCAAAUUUUGCCAGCCACAAAAACUGAAAGUACACAUCAAGAGAAUGCACAGCGAUAUGGCCGAAGUGCUUAGGGAAUUUCAAUGUAAAUUAUGCUUGAAACUUUUGGGUUCUCGAGCAGCUCUACAGCGGCAUAUGAAGGAAGUACAUCACAAAGAUGUUAUUGCUGCGGCCACAUGCGAUCGAUGUGGAAAAAUGUUCCAGAACAAGAGCAAUUUGAAAAUACAUAUGCUGACUCAUAGCGGUGUGAAACCAUUUAGGUGUAAAGAGAAUGGCUGUAAAGCAGCUUUCACUACGAAACAAUGCCUACAGUUCCAUUACAAGAAGGUGCACGGCCUUACAGAGGCGAUGAUGCCGAAAAUCGAGAGGUCCGUGGCGUACACCUUUGACGCGUACAGCGGUGGCCUCGUUGAGGACGUGCCUUGUGGAAGGAUCAUUCAUUCCAGCAGAAGAAAUUCACAACAGGACAAUAGCAACAGUUUGCCAUCUCUGGAUGACUGCAGCUCGGAGAGCAGUUUGAAAGUCGAAGCAUCGGCACCAGUAUCGGUACCAGUACCGGUAUCAGUACCGGCACCGAUACUAACACCAGUACCAGCACCGCUAUCAGCACCGGUACCAGCACCAUUAUCGUUAUCGUCACCAGUAUCGUCAACUUCGGAUAACUCAACAACCUCAUCAGCGCCGAUAUCGAUAUCGAUCUCAGUGUCGGUGUUGGCUUCGGCAUCGACAGCAGCAGCAGCAGCAGCAGCGGCAGCAAUGACAAGUUCUACUCAUAACGUCAUUGUGGAUUCAUUACAAAGUGAGGCGAAUUCUACGGCAAAGUAUAAGACGGAACAAGAGCCUUGUGUCCCGAUUACGCAAACUGCAUCUUUGUCCAGUGGACUUGCGACAACGAUGGAGAAUGAGCAGACGGAAGUUGAUCUAUACGACACAUCGAGGACAUUGAGCAAGGGCAGCAAAAAGUGGCUAACUGAAUUCAAUCCACCGCCUACGUCUGACAUCGCUGUUCAUUUACCGGCUGUCUCGGCGUCGUCUUCCGACAUUUAUGAUUUUGAAGAUGGUAGAAAGGAUAGUGGUAGCGAGAAAGCGGUAUCACGCACCAGUGCGACAACGCCAAAUUUGUUAGAAAGCAACAAAUUGCGAUUAAAUGUAUAUCGUAGCAGGACGGAAAGUGCGAAUGCGAGUUUGCUAGUGGAGGCGGCUCUGGAUGCCGCCGAGAGGGACAUAGGAACAGUAUCCAGUCCGAUCUUGGAGGACAAUGAUCGCGAGACCAAUCUCUACUCUAUUUCGAGUCAGCUACAGUCACCGAUACCGCAGUCGCGAUCGCCGAAUCAUUUAGACUCGUAUAUUGUACAGCAGGAAGAGCAACUAAUGUCGCCCGCGCCAACUCCGGACGACCGGCACACUCCUCCUAGCCACUUACACGUAGAUUAUCAUAUGCAUCGACCGGUCGACUACAUCAACACUUCGCGAACGCACAAUAUUGAGCAAUAUCUGCAUCACGAGGAGAUGCCACGCGUUUCCUCACCGAAUUACAUGCACAUGCAGCAAGAAGACUUGGUGUCGCCGUCAGCUACGCCGAAUCACCGCUAUCAGGACAUGCAUCAUCAUCAGGUGCCAACGGAUAAUCUCUCGAGCGACGAGGGUGACUCAGUGGCGCAGAAUCUCAGCUUGUCUGUAAAGGAGAAGGCAUUGCAGCUAGAUCUCUCGACGUCGUACAAGUAUGACACGCUCGAACAAGAUUUCACUCGGGAAAGAUCCAAUUUUGAGCCAUUGGUGCUUAAUAGUGGUGAACUUCAGGGUUUAGACAUGUCGGCUCGGGGUUUUCAUCACAGUUUUGGCGCCCAGAUGCAAAAUACCCGCUAUCAUCAUCAUCAUUUGUACGACAUCGGCGAACGACAAAGCGUGGACCUCAGCAGAACGAGCAGUUACUCUAUGUCGCCACCCCCACCACCGCCACCUUAUCCGCAUAACGAGGUCGUGCGAGUGGUCAGUUUGGAUCUCACUCCUGGUGGCAGGCACAGUGUCGAUCUAAGUCUUUCCAGAUCGCAUCAUCUGCACGGAUCUGGUACUCGUGUCAUUACCAGUUCACAACCCGUUGGCUCGACUACGACACACGUAGUACCUGACGUCGGCGAAGGUCGAAUGCUAUCUCCACCUCCACCUCCUUUAUCAGGAUACAAUCCUAGUUAUCCUGUGAGUCCGGCCCCGUAUCAUCCUCCGAGAUCCGGAUAUCAUCAUUAUCCCGGUUAUUAUUGAUUGUCACUGACAAAUUGUCAGAUUGUCGUGGCGGUUUCAACAUAGUCAACAUCUUCUCAGUAACUUUUAUUGUAGAUAUCUUUGGCUCCUUUUAUAAUUACUUUUACUCUAAAUGAUUUUAUUUUGUGAUUGUUCUAAUUAUUUAACUGUACAUGGUUUUUACAUCGCGACACGCUCGCAUCGCAGGCGGGAACUGCCAUAUAUUCAUAGUUCAUACAUUGUAAAGAGUAACGUAAAGUUAUGUCUUAAUUUCGCGAUCAAUUUAAUAUUUAAAUCGGUAAUGAUGAACAUUUUGACAUACGUGCGCAAUUAAAAAAGUUAGCAAAAAAAAACUUUUCGACUCAAGGAAAUAAUAAUAAAAAAAUUUACUAAUAUCGUAUGAUAGACAGUCGUAAUUUAUCGUCAUUUAACGCGAUAAAAGUAUACUCGGUAGUCUUGGUACAUCCAGGACACAUACAGAACAGAUAUUAUUUUUUUAAAAAAAAGUCAAGUAGCACGAGAUUUUACGAAGAAAAAUCUAUUCCAGCAUGACCGAAUAUCGAUAGAGGGAAGUUCGUUUAUCCGUAAUUAUAUAGCUGUUAAAUUAUUUAUCGUUUACCCUUUUCCGAUAAGCUGUGUAUGCAGAACAUGUAUGUGUGACGAGUAUAUCGUUUGUAGAGUAAUCGUUGAAGAAAGAGGGAAGAAGAAAGAAAACAAAAUUACGUCGUGAUCCAAUGCCACGUCCGUGAUAAUUAAGAUUUUAAAAAGUUGUUACCUCUCUUAGCUUAUAUUCUUCUAUUUCGGACCUAUACUCCAUCAAGAAAUACUCCAUUUAACGUGGCUUUGAUGAUAACAAAAGCAUCCCGGAGCAGCAUAAUUUUUGCAAAAAUUAUGCAAUUUUAGAGAUUAAAAAAUUAAAUUAGAAUUUGUUCUCACACACACACACACACACACACACACACACACACACACACACACAAGAAAAGAUUUCAUUGAUGUCUGAACAGAUGCGCGAACAAUAAAAUUGUUUCGAAAUUUAUAUCGUUUCUACAAAUUGUUAAAUAUGCUCUGUGUAUUAUCUGGGAUGCUCUGAUAUUUAUGAAACAUGUGAAAUUAUCAAGAUGCCUAAUACGGUAGCUAGAUAAGUGUAUCUCUGCAUGGUGAUAACAGAUUGUAACGUUUGUUUUUAUUCUAGUCAUUACAUAUGCAUUAGCUAUGGCGAAUUAGUUAUAAGUUUUAACAAGUAUUCCCGCAAUCGCGAAUAAUUUGUUCAAAUACAUGUAUUUAUCGUAAAUGCAAAUUCAAAUUUGUUUAAAUUUUGUUUAAAAUCUUACGCUUUCUCGCCGAAUCUAGCGAGAAAGAUUAAUAACACACAUACACACACACACACAUAUACACGCACAUGCGACAAACGUAUUCCAAUAGAAGUAAAACAUAACAUGUUUUUAUUUUAUAGGUACUCGAUUUAAUAAUAUUACGUUUCUUUAACUUGAGCGAUAUUAUUUACGAUUAGAAAUACAUGCGUAGCAAUUACGUAAGUUUCAGAGUCUCGAAAAAGAUAGAAAGUUUGUGCGUGUGUGAGUUGUGUGCGUGCGUGCGUGCGUGCGUGCGUGCGUGUAUACGCACACGCAUACAUAUAUUGACGUGUUUCACGCGAAUGUGCGCAUGAAGACGAUUUAUAAGCUCGCGUGUAACACAUUAAUUUUCGUGUCGCUUCCAGAUUUCUGGAUUUUACUCUCUCUAGCCAUUUAUCGAAACCAAAGAUCUAAAAAUAUUGUAAUUCUUGUGCCAAAUCGAAAGGCGUUCAUUGUUAUAUUGUAUACACACAACUUUUAGCAAAACGUAGCCAUUAAAAAAGGGAGGGGAGGGGGAGGGGGAGGGGGCAACGCGCGUAAUGUUGUCUCUAUCACUUUUGCCAUACUUACUUGAUUAUUCAACUACGCUUCACUCGUGCACUCGCGCGAAUAAUUUUACAUGAUGACUCUAAGAAUAUUUUAUUAAUCUUUUUUUAUGUAAGUUUUUCACAAUUUUUCUGCCAUUAAGAAUAGUUACCAUUUCACAUUUACUUUAAUCGUUGAUUUUUAUUUAAAUGUAAUUCACGUUUGCGUUUUCUUUUUUUCUUUUUUUUAAGCCUAUUCUAUAAUUCUCAACGAUUGGAACUGUAGCGGUACAAUCGUUAAGAGCUACAGAAUAGGCUCCUAUAUCAUAAUUUGUACAUUGUGCAUAAUGUAAGGACAACAAACGAGAUACAUCUGUAUUAAAAUAUAAAUAUAUAUACGUAUGUAUCCCAUACAGCACAGAAUUUGCAGCAAUAUCGCUGCAAAAUCUCUGCAAUGUUGCAACAGUGUUACUGCAACUUUGUGCUGCAGGGGAUUUAUAUACAUAUAUAUAUUUGCGUGUACAUGACAAAAAGAAAGAUUCAAAAGAAAUGUUUACGAGUACAAAAUGUGGCACAGACUAUAUUUGUAUCAGGUUUAUCGACAUUAAUAUUGUAAGUUAAUAUUAAUAGAAUAUGGCAAUGAUUAAACAGAGA